Molecule: messenger RNA, 2742 nt
Organism: Microbotryum saponariae
Lineage: Eukaryota; Fungi; Basidiomycota; Microbotryomycetes; Microbotryales; Microbotryaceae
Source: the annotation of a GenBank genome assembly
AUGGAUCCCGGCGUCAAGUACAUCGAGAUCCCAGCGCACCUGAGCAAACCGGCGGGCACGCCCGGCUCGCGGCUGCUCGAGAUCGAACGCGCCAAGGCGAGCUUCAGCUCGGACGACCUGACCCUGUACCUCCAUGGCAAGGAGCAUUUGGAGAGGGUCAAGAGGAUCUUGCCCGUACUUGAGAAUGAGGUCAGUUUGUCGACCUAGGUGGCUCUGGACCGCGGGCGGCAACGGUUCGCUUUUCGAUCGCUGGAGGUUGCAACGGCCCGAUCCCAGUCCUCCCGCACAUCGACUCGCCCUAUCCCAGUCACUGACUUGGAUCGCACUUGAUCCCACCCCUCAGCCCGCGUUCGACAAGUCGCGCAUCCACUUCAUGUCCCGAACGGACAAGUUCAAGGCCGGUCUGGCCAAGGAGAAGCGUCUCGCGCAGUUGCUCACCGAGUUGGACUGGUCCGCCAAGGACCACACCCUUGCCGAGGAUAUGUUGGAUUGGCCCGCCGCUUUCGGGUUGCACAAGUGAGUUUCUUGGAAGCAGCAGUGAGCGGCGCAGUGGCUUUGGCGGAGUGUGGGACAGGGUUCCGGUUGCCUCGGCGCGUUCCGCGGCCAGUUCGAUCGCAGAGGAACAGGCGUACAAGCAACUGGAGACUGAUCGCACCUUCUUCGCCGGCUCUUGUAGGUCCAUGUUCCUCAAGACUUUGGCUGAACAAUCGAACGAAGAGCAGCUAAAGCUCUUUUACGAGCCCGCCAAGAAUUUCGAAAUCAUUGGUGCGUACCCUGAAGAACACCUCGGCCAUCUCAUGCCUUGCUCGAUGCUGAUUUCUGGAACCGGUGUUCUCAUUCGACAGGCUGCUAUGCUCAAACCGAGUUGGGCCACGGAUCGAACGUCCAAGGUCUCGAGACGAUCGCCGUCUACCAGCCCGAGUCCAAGACCUUCAAGCUGCAAUCACCGUCCUUGACCGCCAUGAAGUGGUUAGUCCUGCUGCGAUAUACAACGGUCACCCACUUCGCCCGGAUUUCUGAAUUGACAGAUCGAAUCUCUUGCGCACGAUUUCUCUCGCUUCAGGUGGAUCGGAGGUCUCGGACGUACGGCCGACCACGCCGUGGUCAUGGCUCAGUUGCACACCCCCGACGGACGAGAUGGCAAGCUCGUCAAGCGAGGCCCUUACCCCUUCGUCGUCCCCUUGCGCGACGUCAAAACCCGCGAACUCCUCCCCGGACGCACGAUCAUGGAUAUCGGUCCCAAGGCCGGUUACGCCAUGACCGACAACGGUGCGAUGCUCCUCGACAACGUCGAGAUCCCGCAUAUCAACUUCCUCGCCCGAUGGGCCAAGGUCGAUAUCGAGACGGGCAAGUUUGAAAAGCCCGUGAACGCCCGCUUGAGCUACGGAACCAUGACCUACAUCCGCGCCAACAUGUGAGCAGACCCGAGCGCCCGUUUUGACCUAGCGUACCAACUUGCUGACGGGAAACGCAUGCCCGCAGUGUUCAACAAGCACGUAUGGUCCUCGCCCGAUCCGCCACGGUUGCCAUCCGAUACUGCGCCGUCCGUCGCCAAUUCGCCGAUCGAGACGCCCCCGUCUUGGACGGCAACAAGCCCGCCGAGACCCAGGUGCUCAAUUACCAGCUCGUCCAACACCGCAUCUUCCCGCCGCUCGUGCAAGCCUUCGCGUGCCACUACACGGGCAAGGAGAUGUUCCGUCUGUACGAAGACAAUCAGACCGCGAUGGCCGACGGUGACUUUUCGCGAUUGGCCGACGUCCACGCCUCGAGUUCGGGACUCAAGAGUUUGUGCACCAUCAUGGCCUCGGGAGCGAUCGAAGAGUGCCGCCGAGCAUGCGGUGGUCACGGUUUCUCGCUUUCCGGUGGCUUGGCGUCAUUCUACGCGGACUACCUGCCCCAGGUCACGUGGGAAGGUGAUUCCUACAUGUUGACGCAGCAAGUCGGUCGCUACCUCUUCAAGACGUUCCGCGUCCUCUUGGCCGACCGCGACGCCCCGAUGUCGUCCGAGAACCGAACGCGCGACUACAUCCUCCGCUACAUCUCGGACCCCGAGGCCAAGGCGUCGGCCAAGUACGCCGGUGAUCUUGCCGACCCCGAAUUCUUCAUCCAGGCGUUUGGUCACCGAGCGGCUUACUUGACCGCCACGGCCUUGCGCAAGCGCGACAUUGAGCGGAGAACGUGGAACUCGCUCCUGAUUGACAUUUUCAGGAUGUCAGUCGCGCACUCGCAGUUCGUGCUCGUGUACAACUUUGCCAAUGCGAUCAAGACGGACAAGGACUUGCAGAGCCAACCUGCUUUGCUUCGCAUCAUGACGACUUGCUUCGAGUUGUUUGCGACUUACACCAUGGAUUCGGAGGGUGAGACUUUUUCUCAGGGAUUCGUGCCGCACCACUUUGAAUGCGCCAUGCCGCUGACGCAUUCUCUCCUUCCCUUUCCCUCGCAGCCGCCGAAUUUCUAUCUUCGGGCUACAUCUCGCCCAAGCAACACGAGUUGUUGCGCAACCGCGUCCACGCGCUCCUGGCCGAACUGCGACCGCAAGCCGUCCCUCUCGUCGAUUCGUGGGGUAUCCCGGACUACCAACUCAACUCGGCCCUCGGUCGCUACGAUGGUGACGUCUAUCCCGCGAUCGUCCGCUUCGCCCAGGCCGAGCCGCUCAACAAGACGCGCUUCAACGUUAACAUCCAUGAAAAGGAGUUGGAGGUCGGGCCCGAGAUGGGUCAGUCCAAGGGGAGCAAGUUGUAG